ACUUACUUUCACGGUAGAGCUAUCCUAACCGUUUCCCAAGCCACAAGUCGCCUUCUAGAAUAUUGAAUGCAGAUUGUCUUUUUAGCUAUACCUCGCUAUCAAAUGCAAGUGAUAUAGAGCAGCGAAGUACCCUCAAACUACAGGUGCAUGGUUGCAACGAGGCUUUGAAGCACUUUCACAUUGCUUUAGGCUGUGUUCUUCUGGUGGAGUACUUGGCGACCGACACCCGGAUCUGCGUCCUUCAAGACCCUCAAGUGACCUUCAGUCAUGCACUCGUUCUGGUCUACCGUUCAGAGUUCACAUACGCCCUUUUGCAACGAGUUACUGGUCUCACAUCACUUGAACGGUCUCGAUUUCCGUUAUUUCUUGCUUGCAGCACCUUUGCAACGCGGCUUGUCCUUGCGACUAUAUUAUGGCUUAUGAGUUGCUGUUGGUUUUAUUUGGACACUAUUCGUUACCUCCUACGCUGUCUUGACGACGAUUUUCAACUUUCGACGUAUAUAACACUACUAUGUCUCAAAUCCUUGACGCGUUCAAGAUCAAGUCUCUAGAACUUGAGCCUGUUUUCGAGUCCUGGAAAGAUGCUCCAGUAUUCACAGGGAAUCCUAAGAAGGAUCUCCCGGUUGACGACUGGCUGGACAAGAUGAAGGCUGGCUGCAUCGAGCGCAAGGUGCCUCGAGAUUAUUGGCACAAAGUUGCUUACCAUUAUAUGGGCAAACAUGCCAAGGAGCGGUUGGAUGAGGUGAAGUGCGUGAUGCGCAAUAUGCACGGAGGAAAGUAUAAGUGGAACUGGAAGGCUUUCAAAGUCGCAAUGCGUAAUAUGGGCUGGGACAUUGACCCGAAGCAAACGGAGGAAUUCAAAGUCGAGAGUAAGCCUUCUGGUCUAUGGUGGAUCGUCGGAAAAGGCAAGAAGACCGAAGAGAAGAGCCAGGAUGAUGAUAAAGCUUCAAUCAAAUCCAGCGAUUCAUCUUCCUCCAAGUCCCCUCGUCCACCUGCCCCAAAGAAGGCGAAGUCAACGUGGGACAUUUCGACCUUCAAGCCCUUUCCUACUCCGAGACGUGCGGCGACGAUGAGCACCAUUGAGACCGUCGGUACAUCUUCGGCUCGUAGCACAUCACCAUCCGCCUCCUCGUCAAGCAACACUUCGUCAGCAGUUUCCAUCGCCAGUACUUCGAAGCCAACUGCUGUAAGCACACCAGCCGCUACUCCAGGUGAUGGUGUAACAUCCGUUGCCCAUGCACCGGUCUGGCUCGUCAACGCAUGCCAAGCACUCGACUUCCUAACGACGGAACAUCCAAAGGCGAUGACCGCCAUUUCUGCAGUGCUCAUUACCGUGGGGUCUCUUCCUGCUCUCCCUGUCAUUUCCGCUGGUGCAGGAGGCGCUUUCCUCGCCAGCGGAACUGCACAUGCUUUGGGCUCAAUCGCAAUUGGUGUGGGGAGCUUGUUGAAAGCCAUUGGCGAGCAACAGGUUCAGGCCCAUACGCAACCACAAUCGCAGAAGUAAUCGAAUCCGUUUAUAUGGAUGGUAGAUUGUUUAUUCGUUAUGUUCUGGAACCAGCGCCGGCUUUAUUAUCAGGAAUAUGUUAUUGCGUAGGGGAAUUUGUACGAUAUUCUGUACUUCUAUUCUUGUCGAUCGCUGAUACACGGCGGAAGUUAAGAAAUACUCUUAGCGACG
This is a messenger RNA of Somion occarium, 1675 nucleotides long. The record is from the annotation of a GenBank genome assembly. NCBI's taxonomy places the organism in Eukaryota, Fungi, Basidiomycota, Agaricomycetes, Polyporales, Cerrenaceae.